UACACCGUUUUUCACAAUCCAUACAUGCAAACCAUCGACCGAUUCAGUCAAAAAGAAGAAAGUUCCUAACGGAUCUAAUCAGAUAUCUGUUUCAAUAUCUAAGAAACAAGAAAAAGAUCAUGAGAAGCAAAGCGACAUCUCAAAGGAAACCAAUAACAAUUGUUUGGAUCAUCAAGACGCCAAUAAGAGCUCUAUGUAAAGCCAAAGAUAUUUACAUUAAAGGCAUCACCAAUUUCAGCAACACAUAUAGUCGCCCUGUGAUGAUCCUUGAAGAGGCUAAUCGUACAACCAUGCAGCUUCCCCGGAGUUUCAGCACCACCAUGCUACCUGACGAUCACAGUCGCCAUCAACAGCCGGAAGAACUAGUCAGGGCUAAUUCCACCAGCAACACUCACAUUAGUAUGGCCGAUCUCGAACGCUACAUGAUACACAAGCAAAACCACCGAUUACAACCAUGUGCCUCAAGGAAAGGUGUGCCCAGAAGUUGCAGUGUUGGGAUGGGGAGAAUCGAUGAAGAUAGGGCCUCGUCUUUCAGAGACGACUGUGUACUGUUAAAAAAUAAGGUCGUUGUUAAGGUUAAAAAUUCAAGACUUUCUAGUAAUUGCAGUUAAUUAUGCUCGUGUGAUGCACCUCAAUAUUAGAACCCACUUUAUGUUGAAGUGUUUAACUCUUGUUAUUUUGGUCUCCUUUAAAGUUAAUGCACGAAUUUAUGUGAAAAAGGGGAUAUGGGACGAGUCGUGUUAUGCUGUUUUGUUUAGAAUGAAUUUGAUUGUUUAUGCAAAUAAAAUUAUUGUAUUAUUCAAGA
Messenger RNA from Lactuca sativa (garden lettuce), 805 nucleotides. The record is from RefSeq and is a predicted model, not a curated record. NCBI's taxonomy places the organism in Eukaryota, Viridiplantae, Streptophyta, Magnoliopsida, Asterales, Asteraceae.